Messenger RNA from Pipistrellus kuhlii (Kuhl's pipistrelle), 2302 nucleotides. RefSeq names its product sterile alpha motif domain containing 3 (gene SAMD3). The record is from RefSeq and is a predicted model, not a curated record. NCBI's taxonomy places the organism in Eukaryota, Metazoa, Chordata, Mammalia, Chiroptera, Vespertilionidae. The transcript has 10 exons. Bases 389 to 1945 code for a protein of 518 amino acids. Gene Ontology annotation, molecular function: protein binding.
CUGAGUGUUAAUGGUAGAGGAUUGGGUACCAUAGUAGUCUGUGGCUGCCUGUUAGUACAGCUGAGGGAUGCCUGUGGAAAAAAAGUAGGAGAAGGUGGAGAAUGUGAGCAAUGAGACUAGGAAAUAGGUUCAAAUUGGUCUCAUUUUUUAAAGAGAAUUUGUGUUUUAUUAGCAUCUGUUAGAUAUAUUCAGAAAAUCGUAAUUUGAAAGAAGGUUAGAAUUAAGACUCUCCCAAAGGAAGGAGCUGAAAUUAGAGAGCCAGUUGGUUAAAAACAAAAUUAAAAUAAAACAAAACAAAACAAAACAAAACAGCAAUCAGAAAGAAAAACUAAAAGAAUCCUUCUCUGAUCUUUUAUUCUAUAGGUGUAUUUAUUUACAGGAUACAGCAAUGGAAACUUGGUCAGUUGACCAGGUCUGCAGUUGGCUGGUGGAGAAAAACUUAGGAGAGCUAGUUCAUAGGUUUCAAGAGGAAGAAGUAAGUGGGGCCGCUCUUCUAGCACUUAAUGAUCGGAUGGUUCAGCAACUGGUAAAAAAAAUUGGACACCAGGCGGUUCUGAUGGAUUUAAUUAAAAGAUAUAAGCAGAGGCAUCAAGGACUGGAGUCCCCAGGAAUCCCUAGAGCAUCAGCUCUGGUCCUGCGAGCAGCAGUAGCCCCAGAGGAUAAACCGUCCUCCAGUCCAGCCAACCACGGGGAGCAGACGCCAACUUUUUGUCCAGCUGAAAACCUUGCUAAUAGACUAAUUGACCAAAGAGUACUGAAACAGAGAAGAAGUGUGAAACAUGUUCUAGCAAGGAAUAAAGCCUUGAAGGGGACGAAGUCCUAUGUGUUACCGGAGUUUCCCUAUGACGUCAGAUGCAUGUUAGCAGAGCAGAAGUGUCCCGACCACAGCAUGAGGAUAAGGAUCAUUGAGUUUCUCCAGGCCGACAUGACCAAGUAUCUGAAAGGCUCACUGUACCCCAGCACCCAGCAGUAUAAUGAUGUGGUCAACGCCCUGCUGCAGGCCCACCCUUUCCUGGAUGAGGACGGCUGUGGCUUUUUUCUAUGGAAACGAGCCCUGAAAGAUCGCUUUAAAUAUGUGAGAAGACCCAUAGAAGAUGAUGAACAGGUGAUGAGAAAUAAGUGUAAAUUUGGACAUCGAAGAGGCCAGAGAAGGAAAUCUCCUGCUAAUAUCAGAUUUGAUGAAAUGAAAAUUGCCCAAAUAAAAGAAGAAGCUGUUUGUUUAGAUUCUGAAGUAGUUGAACAUAUUAGCUGGUUCCAGCAAGAAUAUGUGAAAACAGUCAAGGACUGGAGAGAAAUCGAUAAGAGGAUGAGCCAGACUUUGCAAAUAAGAAGGAAGUUGAUUGGCAGCAGAACGCCUCUGAAGGACAUCCUUAAGAUGUUUCCUUUCCUGAAGUGCCCUUAUCAGAUGUUCAAAGAAUUUCAACUUCUUACAAGAAUAGAUAUUUAUAAGAAAACAAGGCACAUUUUGGAAUCCUACUCAGACAAUAUACUGACUUCUUUUUCAGUGGUGGACCAUCCAAUCAACAUUGCGCUGCAAGAAAAAAUGAAACAGCACACAGAUGAACACAUGUUGAAAUAUAUGAAGAUGACGGCCACAUGUUUACUCCUCCCAGAUGUGUUUGGGGAUGAUCCCAGCCUUUUUGUCAUUGUGAAUGAGAAGGUGCAUGUGUCCACUCCUGUGUUAGAAGUUAAAAACCCGUUCAACUUUGAUGUCUGUGAAUUUUCUCUGUAUUUAGAAAAAGAAAGACUCACAAAAGUGGACGACUGUGUUACGGCCUUGGCUGCUCUAGUAGCUGCCUUUCAUGUAUUUGGGAUCCAGUGUCCAAGUCGAUUGUCCCACACCCUCAACUUUCUGGAGACACAGAUUUUUGAUAUGCACAGUCCCUACUUUCCUUCUAUGAAAGAAAAGGAAAAGGAAGUAGGGUUUCAAUAUCUGGUCACUUAAUAGCAUGCUAAAUAUUGCAUUAGAAUUGAUCUCUGGGACAGCCGAAACUUAAAAAAAAUUGUUUGAAUUAGAGUUGUGGUAGAUAAUUAGAAAAUCAUUUUGUCUCAAAGAUGUAAAUGAAUUUCAAUGCAUUUUUUAAAUCCUUACCAGAGGACAUAUUUUUAUUGAUUUUUAGAGAGAGGAAGGAAGAGAAAUAUCAAUAUGAGAAACAUUAAUUGGUUGCCUCUGACUGGGGCUCGAACCUUCAACCUUUUGAUAUACAGGAUGACACUCCAACCAACUGAGCCACUUGGCCAGGGCUCACUGCUUUUUGUCUUUAAUCCUAGAUAUUGAAAUUCUGUAAUAAAAUAAUCCUUA